CAGCUAUCAGCUAUCAGCUACCAGCUAUCAGCUAUCAGCUAUCAGUCAAAAGAGUAAAAUAUUCCUGAUUUGAGGAAACAUAAUUGAGAAUGCCUGGGUACCUUUUGGCAGAUCAUGACAAGAAAGUCAUUGACUGUAAGUUCCUCUGUAACUGUUGUCGGUGCCUGCUGAGGGAGGCCAUGCAGACAGCAUGUGGACAUUUGUAUUGCCAAUCAUGUUUAGGAAUUCUUGUUACGGAUGAGACAUCUAAUGAAAUGAAGUGUUUGGUGGACGAGAAGAAUUUUUUUCCAAAUGAGACUUUCGCAGACAAUUUUAUGCGUCGUGAAGUCAGUGCUCUUGUGAUUCACUGCCUAUCCAUAGAAGAAGGGUGUCUUUGGAGGGGAAAAGUGAAGCAUUUAGAGGACCAUAAGCAGAAGGAAUGCAAGUUUUUGUCAGUCCCCUGUGUGUAUGAUGCUUGUGGCGUGAUGGUAAAAAGAGCUGAUCUUGCUGAUCACUUGAAAAAAGAAUGCAGAUUCAGACAAGAGAAAUGCUUAGUUUGUGAUGAAGAUGUCGAUCACUGCAGAAUGAAGGAACACCUUCGCUUGAAUCACAAUUAUCUUCACUGCCAGAUGGACAACCUGGGAGACGUGGUAGAUGACCUGCAUCACUCAAUGUACCAUCUCCGAGAUAAGUAUCACCACCUCCAAGAUGAGCAUCGCCAUCUCCAGGAUAAGUAUCGCCAUCUCCAGAAUGAGCAACGUAGAUUACACGGAGAAGUUCAACAACUGAAGGAGUGCCCUCGCAUGUUUGAGCAAGGUAAUCAACAGCAAAUGCAAAAUGAGGAAUACGUAAGACAGCAAGAGUUCUCAAGCUACGAUGGCCAGUAUUUAUGGAAGAUUUCCGAUUUUUCUCGCAAACGGAAUGACGCAGUUAAUAGAGAGGACGUCUCCGUCGUCAGUCCAAGUUUCUCAACCAGUCGCUUUGGUUACAAGAUGUGCGCGCAGAUCUAUCUGAACGGCGAUGGCAUGGGUAGAGGAACGCACAUCUCUGUCUACUUUAUGGUGAUGCGUGGUCAGUAUGACGCCCUUCUCCCCUGGCCAUUCAGACAGAAGGUCACCUUCAUGUUGUUGGAUCAGGAUCACGUGGAACAUGUGACUGAUGCCUUCAGACCUGAUCCGAACAGCGCAUCCUUCCAGAGGCCAAGGAGCGAAACAAACAUCGCCAGUGGAUGUCCGAUGUUCUGCGCGCUAUCUGAGCUGAAUAAUCAUGCAUAUGUCAGGGAUGAUACCAUGUUCGUAAAGAUUAUUGUAGAUACUGAUGGUCUGUAAACAAUGUUAUACCCGUGGGAAAUAUUUCUAGGGAAGGUUCCCAGGGGUUUCCUGGAAACAAAUUAAGGAUCAAAGAUGGACUCGGACGCUAGGGACCGUAUGAAACGUGGCGUUUAUUUAAAUAGUAGAAAGCAACAUUUUUAGGUCAUGAUAAUUAGUAUUGAUCACUGAAGUUGUUAGGUCUUUCUCGCAGUUACGUUUUGUGUUUACAACUAUGACGAUCGUUUACUCCUUCCUACCAGAGGGAGUCCUUUACAAAUGAGCUGGAACUUGUUCGGUAUAACUUAGUUGUUGCUUACUUUGUGCAUUUAUUUUUUUUUUUAUUAAUUUGCUGUUCAGGUUUUCAGGUGAUCCCUGAUGUACGUUGUCGAUCUUUGAUUUCCGGUCCUGUUUUGGUAGGAAACACUUAUAAUUAGUCUUCCCUUUUUCACGUGAUAUAAACUAUGUAGAGUGUAGGUUUAAGCUUGACCUUAUUCUAAGUAUGCUGUCUUUCAUUGUUAUUAUUUUGCAUUGGUUUUUUUUACAGUUUUACAUUUUGUUGCGAUUCGAGAGCGAUUGUUUUGAGAUUUCUAUGAAAUAUCCUGCUUCGGAGAUUCUCUCGCACGCCGCCUCACAUCUUUAACGCCAGAAGCAUUUAUGUGCUUUUACUUAUAGUGGCCACUUUCUCUUAUUAUUUUCACAAGCGGCCAGCUGAGUGUAAUUUCUGUGUCCUGUAGAUGCCUGGUUAUGACAGUUUGAGUUGUUCAAGAAUAUGGCAAUUCAAAUUGUGGACAUUCUAGUUUAAUUAUCGCCUACGCAUUUGUUAUAGGAUAUUAUUUCGUAAAUUUCUCUCUUCGGGUUUUUUGUUCAGUGACUGGGACUAAACGAUGUGUUCCACAUUUAUAGGAAUAGUAAUUGUUAGGGGAGAAGAACCUACCUCUCGAUCUUCUUAGUUGUCAUGGGCGGUCAUUAUGUUGCAUUACUCUACAAGCCAUCUAGGAAGGAGCGCCCUUAAUAUUCCAUUGGUUUUAUUACCUUUAUUCGCAUAGACAUGCCUGUGACGGCACCCUCUUAAGUUCAUGUUGAAGUCGAUCAUGUCAACCCUAAACCUUUGUAAAACUCCAAUGAGAAAAUUAAAUCAGACAAUAUGGCCGCAGAAAAAGGUGAACGAGAAGACACUAGGGGCUAUCAGGAUACUGUUCAAAGGCUUCAUUGAACGAAGCAGUUUAUGUUUAUGGUAUCAAAAGUCUUUCACCCGGUUCUAUGGUGUUGCCCCCAUGGGGCACAGUUUUUCUAGUUCUGGUGACUGUUCAAGCAUAGCGAGUAAUAGCCAAUUCUUCAAGAGGACAAAAAGAAACUGAUCCGAUCUCCGUCUCAGUCGAUCCUAAUCUUCAGUAAGCAACGACUAAAUCUCUAACUUUGUCAGCGAGCAAUGGUUUUUCCAUGGGGGAUAAAUAAAUAAAAAUAAAUUAAUGAUGUUGAGGCUGGGCAACAAGCUUACAAACCUUUUUGCGAAUACGACUUGCGUACGUAGGGUCGCUCAUUUGGAUGAAAAUCCUUUCUGUAGAAACAAAAAUUCAAGGUUUGAAAAGGUUUAAAAAAAAAGGCAAAGCUUCAAGGGAGAAAGACUGCGGUGUCUUAAUGUAGUAGAGUUUUAAAGUUGUAGUGAUGAAAAUACUUAAACAAAUUUUCGAAAAAAAGACUGAUUGUGAUCAUAUUAAUAUUUUACUUUACCCGUUCGUGCCCAAUAUGUGCAGGCGGAUUUAGAGGACGGAAUGUUUUAAUUAGUGUGUUGUUGCAAUUGUUGUAAAAUUUUUGUCAAAUUUCUGACUUAAUAUUGAAGGAACGAUCAUUUUGGAAAAAAUAAAAUCUUCUAAAAUAAUUUACGCGCGAGGUUUAAAUAGUCGUGGUCGUAAAGGCAACGCUGACCAAAGCUACACGGUCUUAAGAUAUUCGAGCUUUUUAUAGGUAAAGUAGGUGAAAAGACAAAGAAAAAAUAUCUCAAAAAAAAUUUUUACAAUCACAUACUUAUUGUAGAAUGCCCUUGCAUGCGCAUUAUAGGGUGAAUAUUUAGCAGUUGGCGGAUUUAUUUUAUUUAUUUUUUAGAACUUCAGUUUCCUUGAGCAGAUGUGGAAGUAUUGUUGCCAUUAGAGAGAGCUUGUAAUUUUAUAUCAUACAUUUUGAUACUCUGAAUUUGUCUGAAUUUGAUAGUUAACGUCCUUGUGCGUUAAGAUAGCAGUUAUAAUUUUCAAACGAGCUGUAGAGAAUUAUACUAUUUUGCUUAAAAGUUAACAGUACACGGUGAAAAAUAUCAGCCAUGUAGAGAAAAUAAAUAAAAGUUUAUUUUGUUAUA
Stylophora pistillata is the source of this 3639-nucleotide messenger RNA. Its product is annotated as TNF receptor-associated factor 2. Gene Ontology annotation, biological process: regulation of apoptotic process; signal transduction; regulation of canonical NF-kappaB signal transduction. NCBI's taxonomy places the organism in Eukaryota, Metazoa, Cnidaria, Anthozoa, Scleractinia, Pocilloporidae. Gene Ontology annotation, molecular function: zinc ion binding; tumor necrosis factor receptor binding. The record is from RefSeq and is a predicted model, not a curated record. Gene Ontology annotation, cellular component: cytoplasmic side of plasma membrane; plasma membrane signaling receptor complex.